This is a messenger RNA of Leptonychotes weddellii (Weddell seal), 1254 nucleotides long. The record is from RefSeq and is a predicted model, not a curated record. Lineage: Eukaryota; Metazoa; Chordata; Mammalia; Carnivora; Phocidae.
CGCCGGUGGGGGGACCCGGGUCGAGCCCGGGCGCUCUGUUAGCCAGAGGCAGGCGGAGGAGACCGGGUCGGCCGGGGCGAGCCGCCGAGGAGUAGCGGAGCCCGCCCUGCACACCCAGGAGAGAAGUGGGAGGGAGGCAGAGUUACGUGAGGCAGCGCGGAGUGAGUGAGCUUGGGUCCGACUCGAGGUCGGGCUCAGGACCGAGGCUGGUGGGCCAGGCCCCCGAGCCAGCGUUACACCGGCUCCGAGGAGCACUGAGCGGACACAGAGGGACGGACCGAGCGAGGACACAUGGCCUCGCCAUUCCUGCCCGCGGGGGCCACCACGGGCGACAGCGGCGGAGAGCUGAGCUCGGGGGACGACUCCGGUGAUGUGGAAUCCCUCCAGAGCCCCGAGACCGAGGCGUCCGGGAGCCUGACCGAGCUCUUUGAGAAGGCUGCAGCGCACCUCCAAGGCCUGGUUCAAGUGGCCAGCAGGGAGCAGCUCUUGUACCUGUAUGCCAGGUACAAGCAGGUCAAAGUUGGAAAUUGUAAUACUCCUAAACCAAGCUUCUUUGAUUUUGAAGGAAAGCAAAAAUGGGAAGCAUGGAAAGCACUUGGUGAUUCAAGCCCCAAUCAAGCAAUGCAGGAGUAUAUCGCAGUAGUUAAGAAAUUAGAUCCAGGUUGGAAUCCUCAGAUGAGUUUGCUGUUCCUGCUGUCCUUCUGGUAUUUCCAGAGUUUCCAGAAUUCCAAGUCACCAGAGAAGAAAGGAAAAGAAGCAAAUACUGGUUUUGGUGGGCCUGUUGUUAGUUCUCUGUAUCAUGAAGAAAUCAUCAGGGAAGAAGACAAAAACAUAUUUGAUUACUGCAGGGAAAACAACAUUGACCAUGUAACCAAAGUCAUCAAAUCGAAAAAUGUGGAUGUGAAUAUGAAAGAUGAAGAGGAUAAUGAAGGUCAGACAGCUCUACAUUAUGCUGCUGCCUGUGAGUUUCUGGACAUCGUGGAGCUGCUGCUGCAGUCUGGCGCCGACCCCGCUCUCCGAGACCAGGACGGCUGCCUGCCGGAGGAGGUGACAGGUUGCAAAGCCGUGUCUUCCGUGUUGCAGCAGCACACGAUGGGCAAGGCUUAAUCGAAAGACUGGAAAACCACACUCUGUAACAUCAGAGAGCGUCAACGAUGAAGGAAAACUGCAAAAAUAAUACUUCUUUUACCACCCAUCUUUGGUAUACAUUGGCUAAUAAAAGCGGUUCUGAGGAACUGGGAUUCUGAAGUCUCA